AAAACAUUGGUGUCCAGCCUUUAGCGCCCCGGAGAGCCCGACUACACUCACUUUGUUUUACAUUUAAGUCUUAUCCGUCAGCCGAUAGAGGUUCUUCGAAUAUGGUCUGUGGCGGUUUCACCUGCUCCAAAAAUGCGCUUUGUUCCCUGAAUGUGGUUUACAUGCUGGUCGGGCUGCUGCUGAUCGGAGUAGCAGCAUGGGGGAAGGGGUUCGGCCUGGUGUCGAGCAUCCACAUCAUCGGAGGGGUAAUCGCAGUGGGCGUCUUCCUGCUGCUCAUCGCUAUUGUUGGACUCAUCGGAGCAAUACACCACCACCAAGUCAUGCUUUUCUUUUACAUGGUCAUUCUUUUCAUCGUUUUCCUGUUCCAAUUCGGAGUUUCCUGUUCCUGCUUGGCAAUGAAUCGUGGGCAGCAGGAGGGACUUCUGAACUCUGCCUGGGGAAUGUUGGAAAAUAAGACCAAGACAGACCUGGAGAGCCAGCUGAACUGCUGUGGGCUACUCAACGUCACCGCCAGCCGGACACAGUUUGAUCAGGACGUACAUUUCUGCCCUGCUUUGUGCAAAACACAAACUGGCUGUUACACCUGCGGGGAUAUGAUGCUGACUCAUGCAACAGAGGCUCUGAAGAUCCUCGGGGGCGUCGGGCUUUUCUUCAGCUUCACAGAGAUCCUGGGGGUGUGGCUCGCCGUGCGCUACAGGAACCAGAAGGAUCCACGAGCGAACCCAAGUGCUUUCCUAUAGUCUGUCCUAGUACGCAGCGCCUCGCCGUAGAGGUUCAGACACACUGGUACACAUAGAAUCAUGCACAUCUAGAUACAAUACAACACCGCACUAACCACAGCCACACAGGAUGGACGAGCACACGCAGCACCUGACAAACACUGACACACACACACACACACACACACACACACACACACACACACACACACACACACACACACACCUACACCUACACCUGAGACUGAGAAGCUACAACAACCUGUCCAGAAAUGUUGGAAGACCUGGAUACUUAUGUAUGAAAGGAUAACAAGUGUGUCGGUAUCGUGACCCAGCCUUGACUUGAGUACCAGAUUUCCUGUUAGUUUCCAACUUUGUGACAAGGGAUGAGACAUCUCUGCAUGUUCCUACGCCUGCACAGACAAACAGACAAACAGCCUCACACACACACCCACACACACACACACACACACCAACCAAAUGACUGUGCCGUGCCCAACAGAAUAACAUGUAUGCACCUUGAAUUUUCUCCCUCUCGUCUCAAACGUAGUGCCACCACAUUAACGACAAAUAUAUUCCUUUGGUCAGUGCUGUCGGUGAUGUGUAGAACUGUAAACCUAAACAUGUCCAGUGUGAUCAGUUUGUUCUCUGUCGACCAGAGGGGGAAGAAAGAAAGAAAGAAAGAAGGCACAUACUGGACAUUUGGUGUAAACUAGUUUUUGAAUUGUAUGUAAAUGUUCUUUUUUCAGAUGCCACAAAUGCCGGGAGUUAAAGGGGGAGUCUGGCUUGUUUUUUGUGGAAGUGAAGGUUGUCUGAGGUUCUUAUCUAGAGUCAGUGUAGAUGGUGGUCGGCACACAUCCAGCCUGGAGAAGCAGUCUCAAUCCAGUCAGACAAUUGUGUGAAAAUUGUAUGUGGUUCAGGUCUGCUGGUUGAUUAACACAUACAGUCAUGGAAAAAAUGAUUAUGAUGAAUGAUAAAUGAUAAUGACCACCCUUGUUUUCUUUCUUGUUUAUUUUAAUGCCUGGUACAAAUAUAAGUGCAUUUGUUUUGACAAAAAAAUGAUAACACCAAAAAUAGGCUCAAAGGGCUGACAUCUAGCCAUUUUCCAUGGUUUUCUUGAUAAUGAUUUUGGUUGUGAAGAAAACCAUGGAAAAUGGCUAGAUGUCAGCUCUUAAAUUGAAUUCUUAUGAGGUAUUUUUGUUGUUUUCAUUAUAUUUGUCCCUAACAAAUGUACUUUUAGUUGUACCAGGCAUUAAAAUGAGCAAGAAAUUGAAGAAAACAAUGGUCUAAUAAUUUUUCGAUGACUGUAUUUUUGUGUGGAUGCAUAUUAAUGGAUGGGCUUUAAAAGAGCUUAAUAGUGGAAAACAUACAUGCAUAAAAAGUAUUAAAGAAACUGUAUAAACAACAACAAUAUGAUCCACUGCCCAACCCGAUCGGUUGUUUACUGCUGUGGACGGAGGCAGCAGCAAAAUGUAUUUAGACACCUAAAAAAAUCAAUAUCAGUUUGAGUGUUCGCUAUACUUCGAAUAUUCUCACUGCUUUACCUCGCCAGACCGCUCAGUCAGACAGCACAGUUUAAGUUUACUUGGAAGAAUUGAAGCUGUUGUUAUUUAUGUGCUCUUUAAACCCACCAAACUCCACUGACCUCCUGUAGCUUGUUUUGUUGCUAGUUUGUGUUAAUUGUGAAGGCUGAUCGACUAAAGACAUUUUAGUUGGUGUACAAUGACCAUACCAACCCGAAGCAUCAGUAUUUAACCACUCUUUCUCAAGAAUCGCACACAGCACCUUUUGAGUGACUGAUCAGUAAAAUUCAGUUUCUCCACAAAGAGUCAUGUAAAACAACAACACCUUGUUGACUAGAGAAAUCUUAAUCUACGUGGAAUAAAAUUACACAAACAAACUAACAGUGGACCAGCGCGCUCACGCUCUGCACGGUUAAAUUAUUGUUUUUGUCAAUGGAGUGUGGCAGCUUUGUAAAUAUAGCGAACACUUAAAUCAGGGUUUGAUUAACAAGGUCUUGACAGUUUGGAUAAAUAUUAACCGUUAUGUUUUCAAGGAUAGGAAUAUGAUUGAUUUUGAGUAUACAGUCAUGUACAAAAUUAUUAGACCACCCUUAUUUUCUUCAAUUUUUUGUUCAUUUUAAUGCCUGGUACAACUAAAUAUACAUUUGUUUGGACAAAUAUAAUGAUAACAAAAAUAGCUGGUAAGAGUUUAAUUUAAGAGCUGAUAUCUAGACAUUUUCCUUGGUUUUCUGGAUAAUAACCAAAAUCAUCAAGAAAAAUAUGGAAAAUGCCUAGAUAACAGCUCUUAAAUCAAAACUCUCAUCAGCUAUUUUUGUUAUUAUAUUUGUCCAAACAAAUGUACCUUUAGUUGUACCAGGCAUCGAAAAGAACAAGAAAUGGAAGAAAACAAGGGUGGUCUAAAAAAUUUUCCAUGACUGUUGAUCAAAACAAAGUUAAUACAAACAGCCGAUUAGAUCUAAAUCAACAGUUUAGAUGAUGAGAAAGGCUUCUGGUUUGAAAAUGUUUGGUUUAAAUGCCUUGAAAGUGCUUUUAUUUUCCUAAAAAGCUGUAUGAACCCUUUUUGAACUGAUUUAGAUAGUUUCUUAUACAUAUUGCUCUUCCCUGCUUCUUCACAUUGAAGUCUGGAUUUGUACCUCAAACAACCACACACAAAAAGUCCAAACUCUCCCUUUUAAAAGGAAUAGGAAGCAAGAAUAGAUGUUAGGUGAUGUAGUUGCUAGUCUUUCGGGUUCAAAAUAUUUAUGAACUGUAACUGAGCCAACUAACUUUUAACAGUCGGAGGUAUUAGGGUGCCGAUGGACUGCAGCCUUGAUGUUGUACAUAAUCUUUUAGAAAUCAUUCUCGAUGGGUUUGCCAUGUAGUUGCCCCUCCAGCUGGGAGGUCUGCCUGCAUAUGAUCCAUCUUCCUCUAUUUAAUAUGUUCCUUUGUGUCGCACAGUGCUGUAGCUUAGUAUAGAUUCUGGUUGUAGAGAAGUGGGUUCAGGUACGUCUCAUUACCUUCUGUGUAACUGGAAGAAAUCACAUUAAAAAAAGAAUUAAUAAGUGUUGUUUAAUUUGAAAUAAUUGGCUUAAACUGCUCAUUGCAAACCCAGUUUUCUUUUUAAUAGUUUUAAUUGUGAAAAUGUGCUCUUGGUUGCAAUUUUUCUUUUUUUGUAAUAUUUGCCAUCAGCUGUUUUCGUUCAUCAGUGUUAAAUGCUUUGUAAAAAAAAAAAAGUAAAAAAUAAACUUGUUAAAUAUUUUCAGGAUCUAUUUAAGUUAAGUUUGAGAAGCACAUGAGGUUGAAGUUUUGUCGUAGAUUAAUUUUGAUGCCUAGCUCGAUGUUGAUAAGUCACUGCUCAUUAAUUCUCUCUUUUUAAGGUGUUUUUUCUCUUUUUUUUUUAAUUGCUUUUUAACUUAAAGGACUAACACAAACUGUAACUACAUGUCUUACUUGAACCUGGAUUUUUUCCUGCUGCUGAUUUGGAGUCAUCGCUGGUGUAAAACAAACAUUUUGACAGAUCUUAAGCAUUGUUAUUAUGCCAUAUAUUAAACCUCACUUUGAAUUUGUGUGCACUUGUUAUUCAAAUGUAUCUUGAAUUUUUGAGACUUAAUUUUCCAAAUAAUAAAACCUCAAAUUGGAAAA
Centropristis striata (black sea bass) is the source of this 4363-nucleotide messenger RNA. It is a transcript of the gene tspan31, whose product is annotated as tetraspanin 31. Gene Ontology annotation, cellular component: membrane. The coding region runs from base 102 to 740 and encodes 212 amino acids. The record is from RefSeq and is a predicted model, not a curated record. Lineage: Eukaryota; Metazoa; Chordata; Actinopteri; Perciformes; Serranidae. The transcript is spliced from 6 exons.